AUAUGAUUGAGGUUCAUAAUUGGAAAAAAGUAUAGUCUUUCUUUGUUCUUUACCUAAAUCUAACAUUGACACAAGUGGACAAACGGAUCAGUUUCUUGAGCUAAAUCAGGAGGUUAUUUCAUUCCACUUUUGAUCAAUCUCUUUCUUUUCUUUGGCAUCAUCAUCAAACUUAAUCUUGUUUCUUUUUCCUCUAUUUUUUCUUUUGCACAUCACUUGAUUCUUAAACUAUACCAACUUUGUUGAUUUGAGUAGAUGAUAAAUAAGUUCAUUGCCGGUUGUUGACCUAGUUUUAGGGUUCAGCUGAUUAAUUCAUGCUUGCAAUUGCUCAUCAGUUCAUGUAUUGAUUGGAGUUGAAUUGAUGGGUGUAAAUCGACCGAAAGAUCCUUUUUGUAUAGCUGAUUGAGAAUAUAAAGAUUGUUUCUUUUGGAUUCGGUAAAUCCCGAACAAAUUUAAGAUCUUAGGUGUUUGGAUACAUAUAAUUUCUGUUAAAGAUAAAGUUGGAAGAUGUCAGGAGCUCAAGAUUCAUUAGAGAUCAAGUUUCGAUUGAUCGAUGGAACGGAUAUCGGUCCUAAAAGCUUCCCUGCAGCCACAAGUGUUGCAACUUUGAAAGAAAACAUCCUUUCCCAAUGGCCUAAAGAUAAAGAGAACGGUCCAAAAACGGUAAAAGAUGUGAAGAUAAUAAGUGCGGGAAAGAUAUUGGAGAAUAACAGAACGGUAGCAGAAUGCAAAAGUCCAUUGUUUGAUGUUCCUGGUGGGGUUACAACCAUGCAUGUUCUUGUUAGCCAACCGCCUCAAGAAAAAGAAAAGAAAGUGGCGGACGAUCCAAGAGUAAACAAGUGUGGAUGUGUGAUAUUAUGAGAAGCAACUCCAAGUACAAACAUUGCAUCUUCAAUUGCAGAUAAAGGAUGCUGGAGUUUACAUAACAUGUGGCUGCAUCUAAUGAUUGGUUUGGAUUGGAGUUUACAAAGAAAAUAGAAAAAGAAAUAAGCAAAAUCGGUGAGAUAAUACAUUUCUAUGUAUACAGUUUGGUUUUGGGGUUGUUGUUUUGAAUAUUUUGUUAAAUUCUGUGAAUUUAAAACUGGAAAAUUUCUUGACAUUUGAUUCAAAGUGUGAUUAGACUUGAAUGAAAACAAAAUAUAGUUGCUUUUGUGUAA
This is a messenger RNA of Helianthus annuus (common sunflower), 1154 nucleotides long. Its product is annotated as membrane-anchored ubiquitin-fold protein 1. The record is from RefSeq and is a predicted model, not a curated record. The coding region runs from base 505 to 858 and encodes 117 amino acids. The transcript is spliced from 6 exons. Gene Ontology annotation, molecular function: protein binding. NCBI's taxonomy places the organism in Eukaryota, Viridiplantae, Streptophyta, Magnoliopsida, Asterales, Asteraceae.